AGGAUUCAUAGUGCUUUUUAUGUCCUGCCCCAGAUGGUUGGUGUUAUAAUAAAUGGUCAUUUGACUACUGCUAUUUGAUUUAAGAAGAAACUAAAAUACAAAUUCCUAUUAUCCUUGCUACUUUAUUCAUGCUACAAUAGAAGAGGCUGCAAAGCAGAGUUUGAGGAGCUUCCUGCAUAGACAGAUUUCCUUUCCGAAAGGAACAUAAUAUGUUAGAUUAACUGGAAAGGAGCUUCAGGAGUUCCUGUGUCCUUUUCUGCUGGAGAGGGUUGGUUUUGGGGUUUAUUUGGUUUUUUUCGGUCACUAAAAUGAAAUUAAUUUCCAGGUGUAUGUGUGGUGGACUUGUGUUUGUUUGGUUCUCUCUUGUGGUUUGGUUUUGGUUUUGGUUUUUUUUUUUUUAAAUCCUGUACCUUCAGGUAGAAGAAUCUAUUUGAUUAAGUUGUAAGGUGCAGUAGACUUUGGUGAUAUUCAGGUCUAUAUUUCUCUAAUUUUGAGGGAUUUAUGUGACUCACUGUAGUAAGGCUAUGAGAUUUAAAUUAGCCUGAUUUUAAUGAGUAGCUGAAAAGCAGUGUGCUAUUUACAGCCAUCAGGAUAGCUCUAGUGCCUUGUGGAGUCCUGCAUUGGAGGCAGAGAAUAGAAGUGGUGGGAACAAAAGUGCUGGCACAAAACUGAUGCCAAACUAUUUGGAGACUAGACCUGGGAGAUAUAUUUGUCUACAAUAGUAAUGAUUUAAAUGGUUUCAGCUCUUCUUUACUGGACAGCAUAACAGCUCUAUAAAGUCAUCUUUCAUUUUUAAGUGGGAAGUACUUUUGAAGAACAUGCUGUAACUGUUUUGGGUUUUGUGGAGUAGCAAGGUUUUAGUGAUUACUGAGUUUGUGAAGCAAAGAGAAUUCAGGUGUUUUGAGCAAUGAUGUUUCAUGCUGCCUGUUGUCAUUUGGGAGAUGGAAAAGUGGAAGAGUUUUGACUCCCUUAGUGGAUCAAGGAUCUAGUGUGGAAUUUCGGCAUUAAGGUUUCAGCCUAUAGCACAGAAGCAAAAGAUCGUAUACGGACAGAUGUGAAAUAAAACAGGAGUUAGGAGCUUAAGUACGUGGGCAAGCCCGAAGUUUCCAGGACCUGGUGCAUGUUGCCUGGCAUGGAAGUAAAAUACUGCUGGUAUAAAGAGCAAAGGAAAACGGAGAAGCAGAGUGGCUGGGUGAAGUUGUAGGUGUUUCAGAACUGAGAGUGAAGAGUCACCUGGGAAGCUAAUAAGAUGUCAUCUCUACCAAGGAGGGUGAAAUCUGAAGCCAAAACCACUAUAUCAGAAGAUGAUGAACUACCUUCAUUUCUUAUCUCGAGCUCUGAAUCGGAGGAGGAAGAGGAGGAGUGGGAGCCAAAAAGCAAAAUUGCCAAGAGACCUCGGUUGCCAAAGAAAAAUGAGGCAAAAACUAAAAAAGUUGCAGCUCCACGGACAGCUGUGGCCGGGAAAAAGGUUAAGAAGGUAGCAAUAAAAGAGGAAAUGGAUGUAUCCUUCCCUACUGCUCCUGCAGAAGAUAAUAGAAUGCAACUUCUAAAACCUAAGGAAGAAGAUGUAGACACUAAACCAAAAACUUUACGUCAAAAGCCAGAAGUGCCUAAAAAAGUGGAAAUAAGUUCAUUCCAAGGGAAGAAUGUAAAGAGUUCAGAGAGUGAUAAAAAACCCUCAACAAGUGUUCCUGUAGCGGGAGUUCAAGUGAAACAUGAGAAAUCUGAAGAGGAUUUUGCCUUUGAUGAACCACCUUUUAAAAAGAUUAAGUCAACUACGUCUCCUGAAGGAAAGCCAGUUAAAAAUCUAGGAGGCAACAAAGUAAAAGAAGAAUUUGAAAUGAACUGGGAUAUUGUGCAGGCCUUGUCAGAAAUAACAAAUGUUGAACCAUGGGUAUGUGCAAACUUAAUUCGCCUCUUUAAAGAAGAAAACACAAUUCCUUUUAUUGCUCGGUAUCGAAAAGAGCUCAUCAAUAAUCUGGAGGCCGAUGCCUUGCGAGAAGUGCAGCAAGCAUUGGAAGAGCUGCGUGCCGUUGCAAAGAAGACACAUACAACAAUACAGAAGUUGAAGAAAGAAGGGAAGUUAUCUGGAGGCCUUUUAACAGCAUUAUUGAAUUGCAGAACUUCAGAAGAAUUAGACCAUGUGUCUGCACCUUAUAAAACUGGGAGUAAAGGCACCAAAGCCCAGAGGGCCAAGCAGCUUGGAUUAGAACCUGCUGCUCUCUCCAUCCUGCAGAAUCCUAUGGAACUCAAUCUCUUUUCUUACAUUAGACCCAAUACCAAAGGACUCUCAACUAUCCAGGAAGUAGAGGCUGGAGUACAGCAUAUUUUAGCUGAUAUCUUUGCUAAAGAUAAAGAUACACUGGAUUUCAUCAGGAAAUUAUGUCAGCAAAGGUACAUUUGUAUCCAGUCAGCCUUGGCAAAAGUGUCGUCCAAAAGUGGAAAUGAAAAAGAUAUUGAUAAAUUCCAACUGUACCAUGAGUUUUCUUGUAAUAUAAAGAGCAUUCAGCAUCAUCAGAUUCUGGCCAUUAACCGAGGGGAAAAUCUGAAGAUCCUGACAGUGAAGGUCAACAUUCCUGACGGGGUGAAGAAUGAAUUCUGUUGGUGGUGUGUCAAUGAAAGAUGGAGACCAAAACAAUUUUUAAAACCAGACUUAAUGAGAAUACUACGGAAUUCAGUAGAGGAUGCGUAUAAACGCCUUAUAUAUCCUCUGCUCUGCAGAGAAUUCAGAUCAAAGUUGACAUCUGAUGCAGAGAAAGAGUCUGUGAUGAUGUUUGGGAGAAAUCUUCGUCAGUUGCUUCUGACCAGCCCUGUGAGGGGCCGUACUUUGAUGGGAGUCGAUCCUGGUUACAAACAUGGCUGCAAGUUGGCAAUUAUUUCACCAACCAGUCAGAUACUCCAUACUGAUGUUGUUUACUUGCAUUCUGGUCAAGGAUUUCGUGAAGCUGAGAAGAUAAAGAGGCUUCUGCUACAAUACAACUGUAGCACUAUCGUGAUUGGCAAUGGCACCGCCUGCAGAGAAACAGAAGCUUACUUUGCUGACUUAAUUAUGAAGAAAUAUUUUGCACCACUGGAUGUUGUUUACUGCAUUGUCAGUGAAGCAGGAGCAUCUAUCUACAGUGUCAGUCCAGAAGCGUCCAAGGAAAUGCCAGACUUGGACCCUAACCUGCGAAGUGCAGUUUCCAUAGCUAGACGCGUCCAAGACCCAUUAGCUGAACUAGUGAAAAUUGAGCCCAAACACAUAGGAGUUGGAAUGUAUCAGCAUGAUGUAUCACAGACUUUGCUCAAAGCAACUCUGGACAGUGUGGUUGAAGAGUGUGUCAGCUUUGUAGGAGUUGAUAUUAACAUCUGCUCAGAAAUACUAUUAAGACACAUUGCAGGACUGAAUGCUAACAGGGCUAAAAAUAUAAUUGAAUGGCGAGAGAAGAAUGGACCAUUUAUAAACCGAGAACAGCUCAAAGAAGUGAAAGGUCUGGGUCCCAAGUCGUUCCAACAGUGCGCUGGAUUCAUCAGAUUCAAUCAAGAAUAUAUAAAGACCUUCUGCAGUAAUAAGAAAACUGAACCUGGAAGUCAUGCACUUCUGACUAAAGCAGGUGCACAGGGUAAAAAGAAGGGUAAACCAACACCAUAUGCCUCGCAACAGCCCAAUCCUUUGGACCAAACUUGUAUUCAUCCAGAGUCUUACAACAUUGCAAUGAGGUUUUUAUCAUUGAUUGGAGGAAAUGCAAAUGACAUAGGAAAAUCAGAUAUGCAGCAAAAAGUAAAUGCAGUAAUUCAAAAGGAAAGCCUGGAAGGCACAGCCAAAAGGCUAAAUACAACGGUGCACACACUGCAGCUGAUCAUUGAUGGUCUGACUCAGCCUGAAGGCUUUGACAUCCGAACAGAUUUUGAUAAACCUGACUUCAAGAGAAGCAUAGUCUGCUUUGAAGACUUAAGUGUUGGUGCUGUUCUGACUGGAAAAGUUGAAAAUGCAACACCAUUUGGAGUUUUUGUUGAUAUUGGUGUGGGAAAAGCAGGCUUGAUUCCAGUGCGAAACAUAACAGAAGCAAAACUCUCUAAAGUGAAGAAGAGAAGAAGCCUGGGCUUAGGUCCUGGAGAAAGAGUGGAAGUUAAAGUGCUUAAUGUCGAUAUUCCUCGAUUGAGGAUAACGUUGGAUCUUAUUCGUGUUUUAUGAGAGGGUUUUUUAUGAUUAAGCCUUAAUUUUAAAGGUUCAGUAGUUGACAGCAAGGUUCUGGAGAUUCAGGCAUUUAAUGAGAAUGUUGAAAAUGAACAACUUUUGAAACCUUCAGCCUUGCUUUUUUUUUUUUUUUUUUUAACAGUUUUUCCGCAUUUCUUGACUCCUUUCUGUUAAUUCUUGGAACAGUUUAUUAGACUACCUCCAAGCAACCUUGCUAUUUUGUCUGCAGAGCAAAUGAAAUUCCAGUGAACUAUCAGAGAGAUCUUUUAUCUAUUCUGUCUCUGCAAGAUUUGCUCUCUCAAUCUUUAGUCAGUGCUGCACAAGCAGAUGCAUUUACUGCUCCCCUUCAAAAAAUGGCCAUUCAGUUUGCCUGUUUUCUGGUUGAGAGUCUAAAAGAGGUUACCUAGUUGUAGGAAAAAAAGUGAUCUUGUUAAGCUGGUGAUGACAUUGCUUCAAAAGUAGACUGAGAAAAGAGCAGCUGCUGAUAUUAUUGAUGGUUCAGAAAUACUCAGCUUUAAUUUGUUUGAGCAACAUCAUUAGGAGUUUUGUUUAUCUGUCUUAUUAUUGCUUGGUCAGUUAUUAUUGAUUAACACACUUCAAUGUACCUUGGGGUUUAAGGAACUUUGCUCAAAGGCAUCAAAAGGCAUUUAUGUUCUAUACUUGUGCAAAAUAAAAACAUUUCUGGCCAUCUUU
Strigops habroptila (Kakapo) is the source of this 4870-nucleotide messenger RNA. RefSeq names its product S1 RNA binding domain 1 (gene SRBD1). Lineage: Eukaryota; Metazoa; Chordata; Aves; Psittaciformes; Psittacidae. The record is from RefSeq and is a predicted model, not a curated record. The coding region runs from base 1250 to 4174 and encodes 974 amino acids. The transcript has 22 exons. Gene Ontology annotation, biological process: translation; nucleobase-containing compound metabolic process. Gene Ontology annotation, molecular function: structural constituent of ribosome; mRNA binding.